Messenger RNA from Thunnus maccoyii (southern bluefin tuna), 972 nucleotides. RefSeq lists its product as uncharacterized. Gene Ontology annotation, molecular function: sequence-specific DNA binding. The transcript is spliced from 4 exons. The record is from RefSeq and is a predicted model, not a curated record. Bases 80 to 961 code for a protein of 293 amino acids. Lineage: Eukaryota; Metazoa; Chordata; Actinopteri; Scombriformes; Scombridae.
UCGACGCCGAUGCGUAGCCAUGCCAACAGUUUUGCCGGGGUUUUAAGAGUGCAGCGGAGCAAAGUGAAAACAAACUACGAUGUCGGGCGAUAUUGAGAAGACAUGCCGUAUAUGUAAAAUAAAUUUGGUAAUCAAGGGGGUGAUAACAAAUUCAAGAAUAUUAUUCAAAAGCACAAACAAGAACGAGAGGCCAUUAUGGGAACGUUUCCGAGAUGUCGGGAUACUUCUCCCAUGUAGACCCGGUGUCUCUUCUGGGAGGAUUUGUCUCAAAUGUUUUCGACAACUUGUCAGGGUUGAAGAUUCGCAAAUUAUUCUAAAGAAAUGGAAAACGGAGCUUGACGUCACUCAUACAAACGAGGGAGGCUCGAGAGGAGAAGAGAAGAGGGAUCGUGAUACGCUAACAAAUAACAUUACGCCACAGGAAAAGACGCUAUGCCAGAGUCUCAACCCGGCGUCUCAUAGCAGUACGACAGAGCUGCAAGACAACCAGGCAGUGAUGGACAGACCACGAGGCCAGAGCAGAAGCAUAGGUAUUCAAGUAAAUACACCGGAGACGUGCGCUGCGACCAUUGAGAAACCAGCUCUGCAGCACAUCGUUGAUGAGGAGGCCAUCAUGCAGCUGAUGAAGACCUGUCCGAUGUGUGACAGACAGUGCCGCUGUCACAAAUACUCUCGUGGUCCUUACUUCAUAGUUUUCCAGAAGUGUUACUUCUGCGAUUUUCAACGCAAGUGGGCCAGCCAACCUGAAGCUCUAAAUGCUGAUGCUUAUAAGGCAUACAUACCUCCCAGGAAGAAACUGAAGUCAAAUGACUCAGUUACUGUAGAGGGUGAGGCUCAGUCAUCACAACGUAAUAAGACAAACAUUUCUGAAUCCUCAGUCUCAGAGUCCAAUCGGACAUUACAGUGCCGUGUAACAGUGUCAAAGCUGUCUUUAGAUAUGAUUAACAUGCAUAAUAAAUGAUCUGGAUUUGA